CUUUUCUGAUAUUCUGAGAAUUGCAUCCACAUGUGUUUCUUCAUCAGCAUUGAUGGCCGACUUUUUUCUUUGUCCGUCAACAUAUUCUUGUAUUUGACUAGUAGUUGUGUGAAUUCUCUCAUCUCGUCUUUUGUGUAUCCCAUCGGUGUGAUUGGCUUCGCUUGUUCUUUGAUUGCUUCAUCAUUCUGUGUCGGAGAUGUAUUGGCCAUUAUCAAUGACUAUAAUAGUAGUAAUAAUAAUAUUGAUAAUAAUAAUAAUCCAGCGGUUUUGGAGAUAUUCCGUAAUUUGUUUCAGUAUGUCAGCAAGUCGUGGUGUUAUUCUCGGUUAGUGUAUUUCUCUGGUAUAUUUCCACGUGUCGUGUUUUUGUAUAUAUGAUGAUGAUGAUGAUGAUGAUAUGAUAUAAAAGGAAGACAGUGUCUAACUGCUCUUAUCAUAGGUGUAUGUAUAUGGAAGGGUUGUCAUUGGAUGAUGUAAAGGUGAUUUUCGUCACAAGGACGCACACACACACACACGAGUGUUGGCUAGACAUGUUGGCUUUGUUUUCUUCUGCUGGUGAGGUGGUGAUUGAGGUCCAGACAGGAUUUUGGAAUGAAGCAUUUCUCAAUUGUUGUUAUUUUGUUUCAGCCUAUGUUUUGUUUGUUCAUGGAUGUUCACUAGUGUGUUUUAAUUCAAGGAG
Trichobilharzia regenti is the source of this 676-nucleotide messenger RNA. NCBI's taxonomy places the organism in Eukaryota, Metazoa, Platyhelminthes, Trematoda, Strigeidida, Schistosomatidae. The record is from the annotation of a GenBank genome assembly.